CACCUGGAGUCACAUGGUCCCAGGAGCCAGCCGCUUGGGCUGCAGCAGGCAGGAACGCUGCCUAACGGUCCUGGCAGUUCUGGGCCAGAUCCAAAGACUUGACAGCUGGGUCUGGCCCACAGGCCAUAUUAUGCCUGCCCCUGCCCUGGGCUCUGGUGGUUUCCAUAGCUGAUGCUCCAUAGGGAUCUAGGAGUGUUAAGGAACAGAGAAUCCGAUGUGCGAAUCCUGGAUGAUGCAUUGCAACAUACUCUUGAGACUGUUAAACACAUAAAGAUCACUGUGAACCCAACCUCUUCUAUCCAGGUUACAACCUUAGGAACAGACAACUUAACAAUUUAUGAAUCACAUACUAUACCUUUUGGAUCAGAAGAAAAGAAAGAAGAAAAAACCCUGAAGAGCCUCGUGGCGAUUCUGCAGGAUAUGAUACAAAAUGUUCCUACACAGGCUUCACCAACUGAGCAAACACUCUUUACACCCAAUAUAGUAAAAUCAUAUGUCAAUCAGAGUAUUGACUCCCUUUGGUUAAAUGUAGGCCAAAAAUAUGGUAUAAAACAAAAGAAGUCAAAGAAAAAAUCUGCUGUUACGAAAAAAAUUACUGUAUCUACAACAACACCAUUUUGGAGACUUCGAACUGACACUGACGUUUCGGUUGUUUUACACACUAAUGAGUCUUCUAGCUCAACAACCCCCCUGAAAAAAUUAUUUAUGACAUACGAAAAUGGUGUUUUAACAAAAAAGAGUAAAACUUUUGAUCAGUUAACAAAUGGAUCCCUAGAAAAUCUGGUGCAGUCUUUAAAGUAUGUACAAAAACUCAAAGAAACAGAAAACAUCACCAAAAAAGUAGAAAAACAGAAACAUGUUGCAAAGGUGAAAAAGCUACAUGUAUAUGACACUGUGAAACAUCAACCCGUAGGUGAAGCAAUCUUGGAAAAGAUUAAAAAGCUAAAAAAAUUGUUACAGAAACCACCAGAUUAUGUUAAACAAAAUCCACAUCUCAAAGAGUAUGUUGAAUCAUCUGAAAGCUAUAUAAAGAAAGCUCUUAUUGUGGAAAAAGAAGCGGAGGCUUCUCUAGGUCAACUGUAUCACCAGCCUAAACCAUCACCUCCAGAAGAAAAGGUAGAAGAGAAAACAGUAGAAGUAGAAGAGGACACAGCAGAAAUCAGAAAGCUAAGAGCAUUUAUUAACCUGCUGUAUGAUUUUAGUCCUCAGCUAACUACAUAUAUUGAUAGUUCCAACAAGAAAUAUGUCCCAGAGGAUAUUAGUAAAAAAGCUACGGCUAUUCUUGAUGCUAUGAAACAUGUUUUCUGUGGAAUUCAGGCAGAGCAAAACAAAAAAGUGUUGAAAAAGUUGCUAGAGGAUGAUAUAAAGCUUUUAAAUAUAGUUCUUAAGAACCACACAUAGAUUCUUUACAAUAGUUAUUCUGCAUUUAUUUAAAGAUCAAUUUUCUAGUUUGUCAUUGUCAUCUAGGCCUGAUCUUUGUUGUAUUAAUAUUCAUCUCAGUAAUUAAACACCAUUUUCAAAAAU
Messenger RNA from Pelodiscus sinensis (Chinese soft-shelled turtle), 1524 nucleotides. RefSeq lists its product as uncharacterized. The record is from RefSeq and is a predicted model, not a curated record. Gene Ontology annotation, cellular component: acrosomal vesicle. NCBI's taxonomy places the organism in Eukaryota, Metazoa, Chordata, Testudines, Trionychidae. Gene Ontology annotation, biological process: acrosome reaction; fusion of sperm to egg plasma membrane involved in single fertilization.